This is a messenger RNA of Tribolium madens (black flour beetle), 4045 nucleotides long. RefSeq names its product ATP-binding cassette sub-family C member 4-like. The transcript has 9 exons. Gene Ontology annotation, biological process: transmembrane transport. Gene Ontology annotation, cellular component: membrane. NCBI's taxonomy places the organism in Eukaryota, Metazoa, Arthropoda, Insecta, Coleoptera, Tenebrionidae. The coding region runs from base 381 to 4010 and encodes 1209 amino acids. The record is from RefSeq and is a predicted model, not a curated record. Gene Ontology annotation, molecular function: ATP hydrolysis activity; ATP binding; ABC-type transporter activity.
GUUUAAUUCAAUAAGUUUCAUAAAAUUGUAGUAAUUGUGUAAACUGGAAACAGGAAAAGUGUGAAAUUUCGUCAAGGACAUCGUCAUUAGCUUAAUCGUAUUAAAAGUGUUCGUCAUGAGCACAUUUUUGCAAGUAUUCAAAAUCUUGUAAUGAAAUAAAAGCGGAAAUGUAGUUUUCCAAGCAUAACAAUAAUAUCAAACCGAACAGUCACGGAACAUCCGACACAAAAUAUGACCCAAUUAUCAGAAAAUCGCUGUGUUGGCAAAAAGUCUAGUGUCAAAUUAAGCAUCCUUUAACUAGCCACACGGAACACAUCCCAUAAAAAAUAAUUAAAGCACAAUACACCGCAUUAUGUUAUUGAGAUAACAAACUGAUAGCAAUGGACCGAGGUCACUCUUUCAAAAGACAGCCCAAUCCCAAGGAAACAACAAAUAUAAUAUCUCUACUAUCAUUCUUUUACAUAAUCAAACUUUUCAAAAAGGGAUACACGAAAGGGAUUGAAAGCGACGAUUUGUACGAAGUUUUGCAAAACUGUCGGUCAAAAGAAUUGGGGGAUUUGUUAGAAAAGCACUUUGAAAAAAGCAAAGAGAAGUCAUUAUGUCGCGCCCUUUGGCACACUUUCGGUCAAAGAUUUCUAAAAUUGGGGCUAAUGCAACUUGUGAUCAAACUAACAAUUACUAUCUGGUCGCCGCAAGCAUUUUCAAAACUAAUUUCCUACUUCAGUCCGGGUCAAACCGAAAUCAGUAAAGAAGACGCAACUUAUUAUGCUUGCGUCGUGAUUGGAUUAAGAAUAGUUCAUGUAUUUUUCUCCAACAAUCUUGCUUUAGCCUUAAUCGAGUUGGGCUUAGGGGUGAAAGCAGCCAUUUGCUCUUUGAUUUACCGAAAAUCGCUCAGGUUGAAUUCUGAUUGUUUAGCUGAAGUGACUGUAGGAAAAGUUACUACAAUCAUAAAUAAGGACGUUGAUGCUUUUCAAGAGUUUAUAGCGUUUGGAAACGAUAUUUGGAUUGCUUUCAUUCAAACUGGAAUCAUCUGUUAUCUCAUCUACAGGAAAAUUGGAAUCGCGUCCUGGGCCGGAGUCAUCUUCUUCUUCGCUGUUUUACCAAUCCAAAUUUUGAUCGGGAAGUUGGCCUAUAAUUUGCGACUCAAGUGUAAUAGAAAAACCGACGAACGACUCGAGUUGACUCAAGAGGUACUUUCAGCAAUUAAAGUCAUCAAAAUGUACACUUGGGAGAAAUUUUUUGAAACGAAAAUUUGUAAAGCUAGAAAGGAAGAAGUCAAACAACUCCACAAACUCUUCUACACCGAAAUUUGGAUAACAAUAAUCGGGAGUAUUUGCACAAAAAUCGCCUUCUUCAUCUUCAUAAUGACUUAUGUUCAUUUGGGUUAUGACGUGACAGCUGAAGUAGUUUUCUACAUUUUGAGUUGCUUCUACGAUCUUGAAUAUUCGUUGAGUAACAUAAUUCCGUAUGGUUUUUCACAAGCCGCCAAAUUGUACGCUACUGCCAAACGAUGUGAGACUAUUCUAAAUUGUAAAGAGUCGAUUCAGAAACAGAAAAUUGAAAUUGAAAAACGCCCUCAAAUAAUUUUUGAUAAAGUUGGUACUUUCAUAGGCCAGCAGCAAAUCCUGAAAAACGCUAGUCUCGUGAUUGGUCAAGGCUUGAACAUCGUCACUGGAUUUGUUGGAAGUGGCAAAUCGGUUUUUCUCAAGACUAUCAUCCACGAAUGGCCUAUUGUUGGUAAAGUAACUAUUUCUGGAAGAGUCUCUUAUGCGUCUCAAGAACCUUGGCUUUUUCCCUCAACAAUCAGAAACAACGUUUUAUUUGGCGAAAAAUAUUCACACGAGAGGUAUAAAAAGGUUUUGCAGAUUUGUUGCCUGGACUAUGACUUGGCUUUGCUCCCUUGUGGGGAUAACACAGUUAUAGGCGAUUGUGGAAUUAAUCUAAGUAAAGGCCAACAAUCUCGGAUUAAUUUGGCGCGAGCUGUGUACAAAGACAGUGAUAUUUAUCUCCUCGACGAUUGUCUAGCAUCUCUGGAUGCACAUGUCAGUGACAAAAUUUUUGAUUCAUGCAUUUGUAAAUUUUUGCAAAAUAAACUUGUCGUUUUUGUUACCAAUAACUUGAAUUACGUGCAAAAAGCGGAUGUUGUCAUUGAGAUAAAUCAAGGCUUGGUGUCGUGUAACAAUGAGAGGAAAUUUGGGUUUGAAUGUAUUAACACCGAUUUCGAUCGGAAUGAAAUCACCCAGGAAGAAAUCAAAAAAGUGGAAAUAUACCACGAGUCGAAAAAUAGCGGAAAAGUGAGUUUGAGGGAUUACCACAAAUACGUCAUUUAUGGUGGAGGCUGUAUUGUUUUUUGUCUUAUCAUGGUUUUGUUUACAAUAACACAAGCUUCGUCUAGUUACAGUGAAAAAUUGAUGACGAAUUGGGUUACUUUAGAACAAAAUUUGACGACUUUUUCGGUCAACAACACCGACUUUGACAAUCUCUACAAAGACAAAACAUACAGUUUAACAAUGUAUUCCGUCACAUUUAUCGCGUCCAUUGUCUUGACAAUCUUCAGCGCAUUUGCGUUCUUCUACUUUGCAAGAAUUGCUUCAAUCAACAUGCAUGAAGCAAUGCUCCAUAGUGUCAUAAACACCACCAUGAAUUUCUUUGAUUCAAAUUUCAUCGGGAAUAUUUUAACCAGAUUUUCCAAGGAUUUUUUCACUGCUGAUGAACAACUUCCCGUCAUACUUGUGGAGUGUUUGAGGAUGAUUUUUAUUGCUUUUGGCGGCAUUGUAUUGAUGACAACAGUGAAUUAUUUGUUUCUAAUUGAAUGCCUUUUUCUGCUAGUUGUAUCAUAUUUGAUGAAGCGGUUUUGUCAACCAACUGGUCGAAAUCUGCAACGAUUACAUGUCCAAGCCUCAAUCCCAAUGAUUGGUCACGUCAAUUCGACUCUAGGAGGCUUGACAACUAUAAGAGCUUGCAAUGCUCAAGAAAUGGUAAUUGACGAGUUUGACAAACAUCAGAAUUUAUUCUCUUCAGCCAAUUUCAUGUUAUAUAAUAGUUUAACGGCCUUGUCGUUUGGUUUGGAUUUGUUUAGUGCCCUUUUUGUUUCUUCGAUCAUAAUUCAGUUCCUGGUUUUUGAUUUUGGUAAUGAUGUUGGCGAUGUUGGUCUCGCUAUAACUCAGUCUUUCACAAUCACAGGUUUAAUAACAAAUGGAGUUAGAAAUUUAUCAGAUUGUGAAAAUUUGAUGACUUCAGUUGAACGAAUUUUGGAAUAUAUUUCACUAGAGCAAGAGGAAACAAACGGGAUUGUUAUAAAAGACUGGCCACGAAAGGGUUUAAUUAAUUUCAAUCAAAUUUCCUUAAAUUAUAGCGGAAGUAAGCCAAUGUUGGAUGAUAUAAACUUCACAGUUCAAGCUAGAGAAAAAGUGGGAAUUGUUGGGAGAACUGGAGCUGGGAAAUCUUCGAUAAUUUCAAGUUUGCUGCGUCUGUACCCAACCACCGGAAAAAUCACAAUUGACGGUGUGGACAUCGAGAAUGUGUCCCUAAACUGGCUCCGAAGUAAAAUUUCGGUCAUCCCUCAGGACCCUUUCCUCUUUUCGGGAACAAUUCGGGAAAACAUGGACCCUUUAAGCCACUACACCGACGAGCAAAUCUGGAAAGUGUUAACAAAUCUUCGCCUAAAUAAUUUAAUCAACGAUCUCGAUGUCAACAUUGAUAAAGGCUCAACUUUGAGCGCCGGGCAAAAACAGUUGUUUUACCUCGCACGUGUCAUACUUCAGAAAAAUAAAAUCGUGGUUUUGGACGAAGCCACUGCGAAUGUUGACCAAGAAACCGACGUUUUGAUCAACGAAGCCGUCACGAAUCAUUUCGGCGAAUCGACUGUGAUAGUUAUAGCUCAUAGGUUGUCUUCGGUGAUGAGUUGCAACAAAGUUAUUGUCUUGGGCGACGGCCGAAUUAGGGAACUCGACGAACCGGAGAAGUUGUUGCAAAAUAAAAACAGUUUUUUUCACUGUUUUAUUAAAUAAUUUUUUUGUGAUAAUAAAGCACACACUAAUUUAUU